This is a messenger RNA of Podarcis muralis (Common wall lizard), 2831 nucleotides long. RefSeq lists its product as uncharacterized. The record is from RefSeq and is a predicted model, not a curated record. NCBI's taxonomy places the organism in Eukaryota, Metazoa, Chordata, Lepidosauria, Squamata, Lacertidae.
CUUCCUGUCCCGCCCACCUGGGAAAUGCAAGGGGGGCCCAUGUGAACCUCUUUGUGCUUCCCAGAGAUUUGCGUCUGCGGCGAUGCCGGGCCGGGCUGUUCCUCUCGCCGGGGGAGCCCCGUCUUAAAGGGACUGGAGGAAGAAAAGGCAGCCGUGCACUGAGGAGGAGUGGGGCCUGCUGGAUCUGAACCAGAGGUCAUGCUGGAGAUUCAUGACUUGGUGACCUCUCUGGAUGGACAUGUGAGCUCCAGACCUGACCUCAUCUCCUGGCUGGAAGAAGACAGAAAAGACCUCUUUGCCAAAGGCUCCAUGGAAGAGAUCAGAUCCACAGGUGCCAGAUCUCUGAAGAAGAUCAAGGUGGAGAGCUUUCCGGACGAAGCUCCCGUGAUCAAGGAAGAGUAUGAGGCUCUGCCGGAAAGAUGCCAAGAGAAUAUUUCUUUCCCCAGUGAGGCCGGUGAGGAAGCGCACCUGCUGAGCCACGCCUCCGACCCCGGUUUCCCCGAAGGCAUGUCCCUCUCGAGCAGCGGCCGGAAAGGGCGAGGCGUCUCCUGGAGGCACCAGGAAAUCUUGGACCUCUUGGACAUUUGGGGGGAGCCGAAGAUCCAGGAGCAGCUGCGUGCCAGUCACCGCAACAUCGAGGCCUUUGAGAUCAUCGCCCGCAAGAUGGCCUGCCGCGGCCACCGGCGCAACGCCGUGGAGUGCCGCUCCAAGACCAAGUGCAUGAGGCUGGAGUACCAGCGGGUCGUGAACCACAACUCCAGGACGGGGAAGCACACGGCCACCUGCCCCUACUACGCAAAGCUGCACAGCAUCCUCCACAACGGGGACGCGGCCGUCCGGCCCAAGCGCAUCCCCAGGAACAUUAAGAAAAAGACAAGAGCCUCGGCGCCGCUUGCCAAGGAGGCUGCCGCUCCCGAGCGCACCGUGGAACUUUGUGCCCAGGAUGCGCAAACAGGAAGUGCAGAGGAGUACAUGGUGAAGCAAGUUCUUGUACCUGGAGAUGGCCACAGCGAAGAAAAGGCCAUAGAAGAAAGCAUUGAGACGUGCAUCGUUGGAGAUCGCUCUGAUGCAGCCUCCAGCGGAAUAGGGGUGGAAAUGGAACCCGACCAGGCAGACACAGAGGUGGAGAAGGAACAAGACGCUGCCGCCCCGAACCGCCCGGCUCCUGCCCUGUCCCCCGACACUUGCAUGGCGAUCCUGCGGACCAAGAAGAAGCGAAAAGGCGAGAGCGACAUGAUCGAGCGGCUGAUGAAGCACUCCUCCAUGGAGAACGCCCGGCUCCUGUCCGCCAUGGAGAAAGACAGCAAGGUUUUCUCAGAGUACGUGCAGCUCAUGAAAGAGGAGGACGCGCAGAUCAAGGAGGAGAGGAAAGCCUUUCUGAACUCCAUUGACAAUCUCGGCACCAUCCUGCAGAGCCUGGUCUCUGGCCUGAAUAAAAUCGGGGAGGCCCUGCUCAGGCCUGACCAAAGCCCGGCCGCCGGGUUCGCAGACAGCUUCUCCUCUCUGAACUCGCCCUCAGGCUGCGUGUCGCCGGUGCUUUGCAACGGAGAAAGCACCCCUUCUCAGAGCACCCAUUUCCCCGGCUCGCUGGAGAGGGCAUCUCCGGAAACAUCGAGCCCUGCCAAGGAAUCAGUGUACAUUCCAGACUGCCAAGGGUAGCUGUGCCUAAAAGGCCAGGUGUGGACAACCCUUUUCGAGCCUCCCUUGUGGCUUAACCUUCCCCAGCCCCCAGGGCCUGCAUGCCAGAGGUGGGGGGAGCCGGUGCAAAAGGGGGCAGAGCCGACGCAGAAAAAUAAUAACAGGCUGAUGUCACCUCUCACGCAUAUGCCCCCCAUUGAUACAGAAACACAGGGAAAUUAGAUCUGUCCCCCUAAGCUGGACUGCUUGUGGGUGGAGAUAUCUUGAGCCGCAGUUUUCAGGAUGCAAUCUUUACUCUACUGCAGAGCAAUGAGGCUUGAACUCAUGGCGGAAACGAAGAGUCUUCCCCCGUUCCUCCAGCCUGAGCGUUUUUGUCAGGGUGUGGGUUGCAGAGUAGGGGUGGGAUGUUAAAAAAAACCCUUCCAAAUCUCCCAGUUGCAACCGACCUGCAGCAAUGGAUUCGCCCUGCAUGGAGCCACUGGGAGGCGGGUUAAUGGGGCCGAGGAUCAGACCGCUGGCCCCUCACCUCUGGCACAAACCAGCGGUUUACCCGAGGUAUCCAGUCGCGUUAGACGUUUUGGGGAAGAGAGCUUUGGCAAAAUGUCCUCGGCGUCUCACACGGAAGUUGGCUGAGCCAACGUUUGGCAGCCUGAGAUUGCUUUUUGGCACCGAAACCAAAAUGAAUUCUACCGAAGUGUGGGGAGAUAUAACCUUCCUCCUCAGCCCGAUUGGCACUGGUCGCCUGAGAGGCUUGUGUGGUGUGCGUUUGAGAGGGGGGCAGGUAGCGUUGGUCUGUGGCCCCCGGAAGCCUAGCCAAGGCUGAAUGCGGCCCUGCGGACAGUAACUCUUUGCCGCCCCUGUUCCAAGUGCAUGUUCUUUACUGGGGUUUUUAAUAGCCUAAUGAGCGCAGCUGCAUUCAGAUGAAAUAAGCCAGAGUGAAGGAUUUCUUUUUGAAAAAAUAGAUCUUUCUCUCUAUAUAUAUAUUAUGCAUUUUUCUAACAACUCUAAUUUUAGCGCACACCUGAACCCAUUUAUAUUCUGUGUUUUGUGCAACAAAAGCAUAGGUUCCCUGAUUUAUAAAUAAGAAGCACCUUUCUGUCGCCGCCCCCGGUUGUUUUAAAGAAGAUUUUUUAAUAAAAGAAAUGGUUCAAUAAAAGAAAUUACUCUUUUCGUCCGAACCGUCCUGCUUCUUA